AAUCUUAAAGAAAACACCAACAAGAUUGCCAAUAAAGUUGGAGAGAGAAGAGAGGAAGAAAAAGGGCAUAGUCAUAUUGGCGACGCCAAAGAUUUCCAAAACGCUUUAGUGCGUCAUGAACGAGACCUCAUAAUAUCCAGAGAAGUAGGAGAUAGGGCAAGAAAAGGAAGAGCGUACUGUAAUCUUGGAAACGCCUAUCACAGUCUUGGGGAUUUGCAGAAAGCCAUAGAGUGCCAUGAACGACACCUCAAAAUUUCGAAAGAAGUGGGAGACAGGACAGGAGAAGGAAGAGCUUACUCUAAUCUUAGCAACGCCUAUCACAGUCUUGGAGAUUUUCAGAAAGCCAAGGAGUACCAUGAACAAGACCUCAAAAUUUCGAAAGAACUGGGAGACAGGGCGGGAGAAGGACAAGCGUCCUGUAAUCUUGGCAACGCCUUUAGAAAUCUUGGAGAUUUCCAGAAAGCCAUAGAGUACCAUGAACGAGACCUCAAAAUUUCGAAAGAAGUUGGAGACAGGGCAGGAGAAGGAAGAGCGUACUGUAAUCUUGGUAACGCCUAUCACAGUCUUGGAGAUUUUCAGAAAGCCAAAGAGUACCAUGAACAAGACCUCAAAAUUUCGAAAGAAGUGGGAGACAGGGCAGGAGAAGGAAGAGCGUAUGGUAAUCUUGGCAACGCCUAUGACAGUCUCGGAGAUUUCCAGAAAGCCAUAGAGUACCAUGAACGACACCUCAAAAUUUCAAAAGAAGUUGAAGACAGGGUAGGAGAAGGAAAAGCGUACUGUAAUCUUGGCAACGCCUAUCACAGUCGUGGAGAUUUUCAGAAAGGAAAAGAAUAUCAUGAACGAGACCUCAAAAUUUCGAAAGAAGUGGGAGACAGGGCAGGAGAAGGAAAAGCGUACUGUAAUCUUGGCAACGCCUAUGACAGUCUCGGAGAUUUCCAGAAAGCCAUAGAGUACCAUGAACGAUGCCUCAAAAUUUCGAAAGAAGUAGGAGACAGGGCAGGAGAAGGAAGAGCGUACGGUAAUCUUGGCAACACCUUUAGAAAUCUCGGAGAUUUCCAGAAAGCCAUAGAGUACCAUGAACGAUGCCUCAAAAUUUCGAAAGAAGUUGGAGACAGGGCAGGAGAAGGAAGAUCCUACGGUAGUCUUGGUAUUGACUUUAGAAACCUGGGAGAUUUCCGGAAAGCCAUAGAGUACUAUAAACGAGACCUCAAAAUUUCGAAAGAAGUGGGAGACAGGGCAGGAAAAAGAAGAGCGCUAUGUAAUCUGGGCAACGCCUUUAGAAAACUUGGAGAUUUCCAGAAAGCCAUAGAGUACCAUGAACGAGACCUUAAAAUUUCGAAAGAAGUGGGAAACAGGGCAGGAGAAGGAAGAGCGUACGGUAAUCUUGGCAACAACUUUAUAAAUCUUGGAGAUUUCCAGAAAGCCAUAGAGUACCAUGAACAAGACCUCAAAAUUUCGAAAGAAGUGGGAGACAGGGCAGGAGAAGGAAAAGCGCACGGUAAUCUUGGCAACGCCUAUUACAGUCUCGGAGAUUUCCAGAAAGCCAUAGAGUACCAUCAAGGAGACCUCAAAAUUUCGAAAGAAGUGGGAGACAGGGCAGGAGAAGGAAGAGCGUAUGGUAAUCUUGGCAACGCCUAUGACAGUCUCGGAGAUUUCCACAAAGCAAUAGAGUAUUGUAAGAAGAGUCUUAUAGCCUUCGACCACAUCAGGGGAAAUCUCAUAUCUAAUGACGAAUGGAAGAUUACCCUUGGGAAUACGUAUGAUCAUAUUAAUUUGAGGCUAUGGAAGCUGCAGUUUAAGGACGGCAAAGUCAUCGAGUCACUUUUAACUGCUGAUCAAGGACGUGCACAAGCUUUAAAUGAUCUUCUGGAGUUCAUGUAUGGCCUUAAAGGGCCAGGCCCAGAGAUUGGAACACUUUCUGCAUUUCCUAGUUACUUACCAUCAAAUACAGCUUUCAUAGGCAUCAACGAGGGAGCAAUAGUUCUCUGGGUGAGCGUGACAGGAAAAGAAAUCAAAACUAGAAAAACUCUGAUUGAUAUAUCCGUCACAAGCUAUUUUCAGUCUCUUUUGGAAACUACACAUAAAGAAAUAGGUGUGAGAGCUGAUGUUAAUUGUGAAGAUCGCUCGUUAAGGAACCCAGACGAUAAAGAGUUAGUAGAAGAAGGAUCCAUUAAGCCGAAGUCUCAUCCUUCAUGUUUUGAGACAAAGUCAUUACAAACAUUUUACAAUGUUGUUAUAGACCCUAUAAGAGACUUACUCCAAGGCGAUGAGGUUGUGGUCGUUCCACAAGGACCUCUGUGUUUGGCGCCGUUUGCUGCUUUCAUGGACUUGAAAUCAAAGUACCUCUGUGAAACUUUCAGAAUUCGUCUCCUUCCUUCACUUUCUAGAAUUCGUCUCCUUCCUUCACUUUCUUCGAUUAAUCCAAAAUAGUCCAGCAGAUUGGCACAGCAAGACUGGCGCUCUCCUCGUCGGCGAUCCUUGGGUACAGGAGGUAGUUUAUCAAGGAAGAACGCUAAAGCAGUUAGAGUGGGCCGAAAAAGAAGUGCAGAUGAUUGGGCAAAUAGUUCGAACUGUACCACUCGUUGGAAAGCAGGCAACAAAAGAUGAAGUUUUGAGACGUAUCUCCUCGGUUGCUUUGGUACACAUUGCUGCUCACGGUAAAAUGGAAACAGGAGAAAUUGCCUUGGCUCCUAACACAACACGUUCAUCAUCUGUGAAUCCAACCAGGGAGGACUAUCUCUUAACUAUAAAAGAUGUUUUCAAGGCGCAGAUUAGGGCAAGACUUGUUGUACUUAGCUGUUGUCAUAGCGCUCGGGGAGAAGUCAAAGCUGAGGGUGUGGUCGGCAUCGCACGGGCCUUUUUGGGUGCUGGUGCUCGUUCUGUUCUGGUGUCCCUGUGGGCGAUCGACGACGAAGCUACUAUGGAGUUCAUGAAAGUUUUCUACCAACACUUAGUUCAUGGACGAAGUGCCAGUGAGGCCCUGAAUAAAGCCAUGAAAUCCAUGAGAGAAUCUGACCGCUUUAGUGCAGUGAAGUACUGGGCGCCUUUUGUUCUCAUUGGUGAUGACGUAACGCUUGAGUUUGAAAGCAUCGAUUGA
Messenger RNA from Porites lobata, 3097 nucleotides. The record is from the annotation of a GenBank genome assembly. Lineage: Eukaryota; Metazoa; Cnidaria; Anthozoa; Scleractinia; Poritidae.